AUGGAGGCAGCGCGGGAGUCCAUGGCGGCGCUCCUCGACGCCGGCCUCUUCGGGCCCGCCCAAACGCUGGGGUGUUUCCUUGUGUCGUCGGCGGGUGCGGGCAACGAUGCUGGCAUGUCCAUGAAGGUGGAGAGCCUGGUGAAGUUUAAGAUCGCUCUUUGCCAUUCUGCUCUAUGUGAGCACCGUGAAGCACUUCAUGAGAUGGAAGGCAAUGCCCUUAUGUUUUCGAGCUAUCACAGCUUUAUGGAAAUGGGGCUUUCAGCAAAGGAAUUUUCUUUAUUAUUUCCACAAGCACCAAAUAGAGGAGGCAAGGUGCCAGGUGACUUUGUAGAUGCACAACGUUGGUGGAGUCGGUAUGUUGAGGCGCAGUGUUGCAUUGCUUCACAUGAUUAUAAAGGGGGUUUGGGGUUCGGACUGCUCACCGGUGGAGUGAAGGAACGUCGCAGAACCGGGGUGGCGCGCCGGGCGGCCGAGCAGCAGGGUGUCGUGGCCGCAGAUGUUUGGCGGUGCAGCACAGGGACGUCGGAGCCGCGUCCUCGACUCUGCGUGCUAGUCGUGGCCGUGGACGGCGUCUCGACGUCGGACGAGGCCGCGGCGGAUCUCGGGCUUGCCGCUUGGGGCUUGCCGCUUGUGGCGGAUGAGGCUGCGUCGGGCGACGCAGGAGAGGCCGCCGUGCACGACCCUGACUGUGUGGGAGCCGGUGUGCAAGGGCUGGCGGCGGCGUGCGGACGAGGCUGCAACGACGGCACGGGUGGGAACGACCCUGACUGUAUGGGCGCCGGCGUGCAGGGCCGGGGCUGGCGGCAGCGUCGGAGCGGGUGCGGCGUCGGAGCGUGGGAGGCGUGGGUCAUGGGGAGGCUGGGGCACGGCAGUUUUGGGUUUGCGGGAGGCUUCGCGCUGUGCGAGGUAAUUAGGGGUGGCCUUGACAUAUAUCUAGAACUAAUGCAACGGUUCCCCAAUAAUGUGCAUUUCUUGCUGGAAAUUGCUAAGGUUGAAGCCAUCAUAGGCAGGAAUGAUGAAGCGAUAAUGAACUUUGAGAAGGCCCGGUUUAUUGAUCCAAACAUCAUGACAUAUAUGGAUGAGUAUGCAAUUCUUCUAAAGUCAAAAUCUGACUACAUCAAACUGAAUAAGUUGGUAUAUGAUAUGCUGCAUAUUGAUCCUGCAAGACCAGAGACAUGUGUUGCUCUUGCAGCAAUGUGGGAAAGAAAGGAUGAAAGAAAAGCUUUGACAUAUGCAGAAAAGAGCCUCCGAGUUGAUGACAGGCAUAUAACUGGCUAUAUUAUGAAGGGCAAUCUGCAUCUUUCAUUGAAUCGACCAGAUUUGGCAGUGACAGACUUUAGGGGGGCUCAAGAAUUGAGAGCUGAUCUUCGUUCUUAUCAAGGUUUGGUGCGUGCUUAUCUAGCACUUUCUAAAUGCAAAGAAGCAUUAUUCACUGCACGUGAGGCAAUGAAGGUUCUGCAUCAGUCUGCAAAAGCUCUCAAGCUAGUUGGCGAUGUUCAUGCAAUUAGUUCUAGUGGGAGGGAGAAGGCAAGAAAGUUCUAUGAAUCAGCCAUUCGUCUUGAACCUGGAUUUCUUGGAGCUGCGCUGGCCCUGGCUGAUCUGCAUGUUGUGGAAGGACGGAAUAAGGAGGCUGUUAUGCUACUGGAAAAAUAUCUAAGACAAUGGGCAGAUGAUUCUCUACACAUCAAGUUGGCUCAAGUACAUGCGGCAACAAAUAUGCUUUCAGAUGCACUUUCCCAUUAUCAAUCUGCACUAAGAAUAAACCCACAAAAUGAAGCUGCAAAGAAUGGAUUGGAGCGCUUGGAAAAACAAAUGAAGGGAGUGGACCCAGAUGCUCCGGAAGAGGAGGAAGAGAAUGAGGAGGAUGAUAUCGAUGAUCGAGAUGAGUUUAUUUGA
This is a messenger RNA of Miscanthus lutarioriparius, 1896 nucleotides long. The record is from the annotation of a GenBank genome assembly. NCBI's taxonomy places the organism in Eukaryota, Viridiplantae, Streptophyta, Magnoliopsida, Poales, Poaceae.